Thamnophis sirtalis is the source of this 4701-nucleotide messenger RNA. Lineage: Eukaryota; Metazoa; Chordata; Lepidosauria; Squamata; Natricidae. The record is from RefSeq and is a predicted model, not a curated record.
CGCUCGGCGAAGCUCCUAAGGGGAUGGAGAUGGUGGCGGUCGUCGCCGUCGAUCCCCGUCUUCCCCCACGGGGCGCCGGGAGACCAAGAAGCCCCGCUGCGGCCGCCUGCGAAGGAAGGAGAGAACGGUCAUCUAUUCUGGAUUUAGCUCAGUAGGACAUGAAUGAAGAAAAUUACGUCAUUGGAGCUGGAACUUUAAAAAAACACACUCUCAUUUACAGUUAUGCUGCCAACUUAAGUUUCUUUUGAAGAUUCUUCUUUUUCGCCUUUACACAAAGCUUGAACCACAAUGACUUCGGGUUUGUGGAGUCAAGAAAAAGCGAGCUCUCCAUAUUGGGAAGAGCGUAUAUUUUAUUUACUUCUCCAGGAAUGUAGCAUUAUAGACAAGCAGAGUCAAAAGCUAUUAAAAAUACCUAAAGGUAGUAUUGGUCAGUUUAUUCAAGACAGGUCUUCUGGUGGCCACAUCAGGAACAACCCUUCGUCCAAAAGCAAGAAGCUACAAAUAGGAAUCAAGAUUUUGGAACAGCCCCACGUGGUCCUGUACGUUGACGAUAAAGAGCUCGUUGAUAUAGAUGAAAAGCGAGCCGAGCUGCUAUUGGCAAUCACCAAUUGCGAGGAAAGAUACAGUAUAUUUAAAAGCAGAAGCAGGCUGCGUAAGGGCCUCCACAUCGAUGUCGGUUCCCCAGUGAAAGUGCAGCUGAGAUCAGGAGAAGAGAAAUACCCUGGAAUAGUUCGCUUUAGAGGACCCUUAAUACAAGAAAGAUCUCUGUCGGGCAUAUUUUUCGGGGUGGAGCUUCUGGAAGAAGGUCGUGGUCAGGGCUUUACUGAUGGACAGUACCAAGGCAAACAGCUGUUCAGAUGUGAUGAGGACUGUGGAGUGUUUGUUGCACUAGACAAACUAGAACUGAUGGAAGAUGAUGACAAUGAGCUGGAGAAUGACUAUGCAGCUCCAGUUGACUCAAUGCAGGUAGACCUUCCUCCUUUGGAGCUCAACUCCAGGGUUUCUGUGAAGAUAGGGAAGAAUAUAGAGUAUGGGACAGUUAUAUUCUGUGAUGUCAUACCGGGAAACGAGAGUUUAGGAUACAUUGUUGGAGUGGACAUGGAUAAUCCAAUUGGAAAUUGGGAUGGAAGAUACAAUGGACAACAGCUCUGUAGUUUUGCAAGUGUUGAAAGCACGCUUCUUUUGCAUAUCAAUGAUGUUAUCCCAGAGGCCGUGUCUCAGGACAGGAGAGCUCCCAAACUCGCUUAUACUUCCAGAGGUGGUGGUGAGAAAGGUUUUGGUCAUAGCAAACCAAAAUCUACAGGUGCACUCUCUGAUCCUGGAAACAGAAACAGAACAGAAUUUUUCUACGCUUUAAAUGGCUCCUCAGUAGAUUCUCAGUCAAAAUCAAAAAAUACAUGGUAUAUUGAUGAAGGAGACAAGUUGGUUCACCUUCACCCCAAAAGGCAGAGUCACAAAUUCAACCCAGUGUCACUUCCGAAAGAUUUACCGGACUGGGAUUGGAGGCACAGCUGCAUCCCUUGUCAGAAGAUGGAGCUCUUUGCUGUCCUUUGUAUAGAGACGAGCCACUAUGUGGCUUUUGUUAAAUAUGGCAAGGAAGAUUCCUCUUGGCUCUUUUUUGAUAGCAUGGCUGAUCGGGAUGGUAUGUAUUCUCUUGUGAACGCUCAACUAUAUGGAUACGUGUGCGCCACAAAAAUAAUGAAGCUGAGAAAGGUCCUAGAAAAAGUUGAAGCCGCAUCAGGAUUCACCUCGGAAGAAAAAGAUCCAGAAGAAUUUUUGAACAUUUUGUUUCAUCAUAUUUUAAGAGUAGAACCACUCUUAAAAAUAAGAAUGGAGUUGCUGUGCACAAAAAAAUCUCGUUUCAAUGCAGAUAUACAAAUAGAAUCAGGGUCUGAAAUCUUCAUUGCAGACUUUAGCAGGACCAUACUAGUGCUUGAUUUCCAGUCUGCUCCAGCCCCAAGGCAGUGUCGUAUCUGCGGAGGACUUGCAAUGUACGAAUGUCGGGAAUGUUACGAAGAUUCAGACAUUUCCUCUGGUAAAAUCAAGCAGUUUUGCAAAACUUGCAAUACGCAGGCCAUUUUUCAAGCUGGAGGUCAAAAUGGUUUUAACAUCCCUCAAGUGACUCCGUGCCCGGAAGUUGGCGAGUAUCUGAAAAUGUCUCUCGAUGAAUUGCACUCUCUGGACUCGAGGAGAAUCCAAGGCUGUGCGCGGAGGCUCCUUUGCGAUGCUUACAUGUGCAUGUAUCAGAGCCCUACGAUGAGUUUGUACAAGUAGGACGUGGAGGACUCUCGUGAGAAUGGAGCCUUUUCCCAAGGACUGGACGGUGGCCCAAGAAAGCUCAACGGAGCUCUCUCAGCUUGUGCGUCUGUUGCUGGCAAUGGAUGCCUCAAAAGGGUAUGGAAAUCAAAGAACUAGAAAGAAGAAGAAGAAGCUAUUUUAACGGAAAGGGGAAAUGGUGCGGUGUUGUGUUGCUAAAACAUUCAAAUGUUUUCGCUCUUGGACCUCUGUGUGUGUGUGUGUGUGUGUGUUUGUUUUUUUUUAAAAAUAAAAAAAGUCUAAAUGAAGCGAUUGUAAUGUUUAGGUUGUGUUUCAGAGAAACUGUUUACAUAGAUCGAAGAUUACACCCUCCACCCCCACCCUCUAGAGCCUUCUGAUGCUUCUGAUCCUGCACAGCCUAAUGGAAGAGGACUAUAUAUUUUGGAAGUUAUACAUUUCCCAGCGUUGUCUCCAUCGUGUCCGUAAGACCAGCCGUACCACCUUGGCUACAUCAAAGUCUUUCGAUUCCUUAUUUUGACCCGGAAUAAGUCAAAUCACAAAACCCAAACCAUCACGAGUGCACCGAGUUGAGUGCAUCAAUGCAGAUAUACGUGAUCAAUCCACCUUGUUUGCUCUGGACCAAGAAUUCUCAUUGUUUUCUUCGUAGCAAAUGGGUACCUGCCAAGAAAAGGAAGAGUAACGAGGGUGCAACCUUGCAGCUGUACUCAGAGCUCCAGAAGUGGCCUCCCUUGGCCAGAUUUGCCGCCUGAGUCCUGUUCCAUGAACUGGAAGCCAUUUGUAAGGUCGUUUCUGGGAAUGUGUGGAUGAAACCAGUAUGAUGUCUUUCCAUGGACACACCCUUCUUCAAAGCUAAUCCUGAAAGGCAUGUCUUCAAGCUUGAUUUCCAUAAUGGAAGAAUCCCGAAAACCUGUUUCUUUUGGGGUUUUUUUUGUGUGUUUUGUUUUCUAAAUGAGUUUUGGAAACUUUCAAGCAUGCCCCUUGGUCAAUUUUUCAGAAAGUACCCAAUUACUCGGAAGGUCUGAGGCUAUUCUCCUUUCCUUCAGUGACAGGGAAAAAUGCCCUCCGACACGGCUUGCAAUUCAGCGUGGUAAAGGGGAUGAGAUCAAUUCAUAUCAUUUCAAGAGCUGUCGUAGAGAUCAUUCAAAAGCACUCCAUUAAAUUAUCUUCCUGUCUUCGGUUAGGUAAUAGCUUACGUGUUCGCAUGCGUCUGCACCUGGAGGGCAGAUUUGGAUUACGCAAGCAAUCCAGUCGUCUUAAUACAUUUGUUCCACCGUCCUGACCGAGGGAAUAUGAGUCAAGUUUAAUCUCAUCCAGAUAUUCUUUUGCUGCUUCGCUAUCCGCAUAGGCUGCCCUUUAUGGUUGCAUCUGAAUCGCCCAAUGGGACUUUUAGGUACUGUAUGUUGAUUGGGUGGAUUUGACAGUGUCUUCAGGUCUAGGACAACUUCCCACUUGCGCUGGGACACUAAUACCGAAGAAAGAGUGGACUAGAAUCAUUAAAGAAAGAAUGCCAAAGGAGGGACAAAACGAAAUGUGAACGACAGCAAAAUAGUUUUUAAAAUUAUUUUAAUCAAUUGAAUUGUUGGAACUGUGAGUUGGCCAUCGUGAGUUGACCAUGGGAAAUCGGCCUCAUCAAGUUCUCCCAUUCCAGUGUCUGCAAAGUAGGAUCAUGAGGGCAAUGUUCAGCAAAUUGUACGUUUGGGAUAAAUGUACCCCAUAGACACCAUAUGUAAUAGCAGCAUGUUUAAGACCUCGGUUGCUAGUUAUUGUGCACUUAUUAUUUUUGUCUCAGGGAAUGCCAUGGAAAUGAAGUGUGUUGUCUAUUAAAUGGAAGGCGAACAUUGUAUUUUUUUUCCCCCUCCUUCUGCGCUUUAGAACCGAUUCAUCAUCUCAAAGGAUAUAUUGAGCCAGUGUGUAGUUAAAUCAUUUGACUUGCUGUUCAGUACAUGGCAAAACAUUACUAGCUUGUUUGAAGUAUUCAAUGUCGUAUUGAGUAUUUUUUAUGAACUGUAGAUGCCAAUAGCUUUUCUGCAGUACGGAGGAAAACCUGCUAUUGUUGCCUUAGGUACAUUUUGAAAACAGUAGCUGAAAACAGUAGCACGUGUGAGGUGAGGAACUCUCCCCCCCCCAAAGAAUAAUAUAGAGAUGGAUUGUAGGUUAUGAAGUAGAUCUUUAUAUAUAUAUAUAAAACCCUUCAGGAUGGAUGGUGGGUGCUGAAUGUCGCUUAAGAUCAGCUUGCUAUUGAGAAACUGAUGGAGAGAGUAAUUAGGCAUCUAAAGCUUUUUUCAAUGGUUUCUAAUUGCACAGCAGGACUGCCAGCUCGUUGCAUUAAUUCUCAUUUGUGUAACUCGUGAUUGGAUGCCCUUCUUGUUCCUACUUACCCUGCUUUCCCUUUGAACAUUCGUGGGAACUCCGCGCCUCAGAAGG